CAAAACACACGGGGCACUUCGCUGUCGAUCUAUGUAUCUCGAUCUUGAUCAACGUCGGUCGGUGUCAUCACAUCGUUUCCCCAACACAAACCCAGACGAUCUUAAUCGUUCUGAUUCGCGAUUUCAACAACAAAGCCAUUUGGAAACUGCGGAUGCCACUCAGUUUGUCAUAAUUAUCUUCUCGGAGUGUCACCUUGCGUUUGUGCCGUUGCCCCCACAACUUCAUUACGUCAUUUUUGUGGAUCGAGGUGACAGAAUGAAGCAUACUCUUGCCUGGUAAGAUGAUUCAUAAGAGAAAAAACUCCAGACAUAUUCCAGACAAAAGCAAAACUGUCAACAUAAAACUGCCAACAAUGACACGUUUGACAAAAAAAACGUAUACUCAGACUUAAUGACUACAGCUGAGACAGGUUUAAUAGGAUAUAAUCAAUUGGAAAACAGAUAGCAGCAUAGUGGAAUAAUCAAGCCUUGAGAUGGAGGUGGGACGACAAGAAGUUAUAGAAGAAGAGACCUUCUCCAAGGCUGGCCAGGACAACCCUGAAGACAAGAAGAACCUGGGUCACACUUGUGAACUCUGUGGAAGAAGCUUUCCAUUCCUCAGCUCCUUGUCCCAGCACAUGAGAAAGCACACUGGGGAGAAACCAUAUAAGUGCCCCCACUGUGAGCACCGCUCUGCGCAGAAGGGUAGCUUGAAGGCCCACAUUCGCAGUCACAAACUUAACAGCCUAAGCCAGAGCGCUGGCGGUGAGGAGGAAGACAUGGAUGAGGGUGGGGAGAAGGAAGGAGGGAUACCUGAAGAUCAAGGUGGUUGUUCCAGUCCAACUGAGAGCACUUCGGCCUGCAACAAGGUAGUCAGUGGUGAGAAUGCAACCAAAAAUAGGAAGAAAGGUAUGAAGAAGGAAAGGAACUCUAGCGAGAAUUGCAAACAGUCCAUGCAAUGCUCUUUGUGUAGGAAGAGACUUCCCAGCCAGGCAGAUCUUGAACAGCAUAUGCAAGAGUUUCACAAGGUCUUCCGAUGUGAACUGUGCCCAUAUAAGGCUUUGCAGGAGGACCAACUGCAAACUCAUUUUGAAAUGGUGCACCCUACUGAAGAAAACUCCAUCACCAAAGAAGCCCCUACCAGCGAGGAGUCAGAGAGUGGACUUGGUAAAGGGGAGUUUCCAUGUGAACAAUGUGACCAGGUGUUCACUGAAGCCUGGUUUCUAAAAGCUCAUAUGAAGAAGCAUCAGAACAGUCUGGAUUAUGGGUGCCGGAUCUGCGGACGCCGUUUUCGUGAGCCCCGGUUCCUACGUAGCCACAUGAAGACCCACAACACCAAGUUAAAACCAAAGAGCGACUUCUACCGUCCUGCUACGGUCAACGAGGUAGCACAGGACGAGUCAAACUUGGUAAACGAAGUGUGUCUGUAUGAACUCUGUGCCAAGUGUGGUAACUUCUUCCAUGACCGCACGAGCCUGCAAUUGCAUGAUCAGGUUCACAGAAAUGUUGAGCAGGCUCCUAAAAAUACAAUGUGCAUUGAUAAGGACUUUGCAUCGGUCUCCAAGACAAGCUUCUUGGAGUGCCUAAAUUUGAAACCAGCAGGAAAAGAGGAGAACCUUAUUGAGGGGACUCUAGGGAAAAGAAUCUCUGAGUUGGAUCCAGUAAGUAGCUAUCAAACUUGGCAACUAGCCACCAGAGGCAAAGUGUUGGAGGUAUCAGAGAAAAGCCUGGGCUGGGAGGAGAGGUUAGCAGAUGCAGAUGUAGCGUUCGACAGGGAAAAGGGUGAGUAUGUCCUGAUAAGACAGGACAAGCGGAAGAAACAGCUGGAGCCCUCUUCGAGUAUCCCAACUAAGAAAAGGAGAGGGACUGGAACGCAUGGCUCUAACACUGAACACCACAGCAAUGGAGAAAGGAAUGGUCAGGCCUCAACGAAUGAGCGAAGCCCAGAGAAUCUGAGCGAUUCUGAGUACCGCCCAACUUCUCGGCCCAGCCGGAAGAAUUCCCAAAAAACCUCAGAGUGCUUUGAGUGUGGCAAGGGUUUCCGCACACAGCAACAGAUGGUCAUCCACAUGCUCAUCCGACAUGGUGGCUUGGGUGAAACCAUUGGUGGAAAUGGACUGUUCCAUAAACAAGCGGCCAGCCCAUCUAAAGCAGGGGAAUCUGCAGGACACUUCAGGGAUCAAAGACACACAGGGUCCUCUGGGGACACAGAUAAAAAGCCAUACACCUGUGACCACUGUGACUUUUGCACCUCAGAGCCCUCGGCCAUCACUGCCCACAUCCAAACCCAUCGUUUGGUGAUCAGCGAUUGGGGCCAGAGGAGUGAUGCCUUAACCAGCUCACUCAGCCAAAGCCAAACUCACCAAACCAACAACACAGGUUUCCCCAGGCUGAGAAAUGCCCUGCUACAGCAGCCCUACUUGCCCUGCAUCACCUCGACUCUCCUGGAGAGGGCAGCACUUAGCGAUGCUGCUUCAUCUGCUUCCAAGAGUGAGGAUGGAAAGAGCAAGGGGCUGGAAGAUAGUAGCUCCACUAAUAAAGUGGAUGCUAAUCUGCUAAACCUCACCAUGGACGUGGAUAACGUGAAGGAAGGGGUUUCAUCUGCAAUUUUGAACAAUUUGGUAAAGCACCAAUGCCCUUAUUGCUCCUAUGCAACACUCUAUCCAGAAGUUCUCUGGAUCCACCAACGAAUUGCACACAAAGUUGACAGCACUAUGUUGGUGCCUAAGUGGGUCCCGAGAAAUGGCCUCAAGAGGCCCAAAUCACUUCUUGAUUUCAAGAGACGCACUGGUCCACCUCCAUUUUUAGAAGGUAAGGACUGCCCCUCUCUGCCGCAGACGAGAACCUCCCGAACAACCCCACCUGAUUCCAGCCCUGGAUGUACAAAGAAAUCAAAAUCUCUGACAAGUAGCGCAGAGUCCAGCUCCUCGCAAAACAAGGGCUGGCACACAGCCACAGCUCCAGGGACGUCGUCUAACUUGUCCAAACACAAGACCAGCAAAUCCAGGACAGAUGGGUUGGCGGGUAGCAAACACAAAGUAGACGUCCAUCAAAACAGUUCCACUCGACCCAUUUAUGCAAGUCCGCAGAAGACCGGAAACCCAAAUACAGGGAGCAGAGUGAUGGAGAGUAGUCUACUACCUCAAGAGGGACUUCAUUUUAUGCUCUCUAGCAAACACAACCUCAGUGAUCAGAGAAGCUUCAAACCCCACGCUCCUCAAACCCCUAGGAGAUCUGAUUCUCAAGCUCAGGAUACACAGUCCUUGGCAGGGUAUGACCCUUGGAGCAGACUUGGUUUGAGUGGACCAUCAUCUCACUCCCAGUCCAAGAGGCAGUUGUCAUCUGACAGUCAGGAAUCUGUGACGGACAUCUUGAGGAUCUUGAAGAACUGCAGCCCUCAGGAUCUAGCUGCGUUUUACCACCACUGGGGCUUUAGCAACGCCAUGGCAGAGCAAGCAGGGAUGGUGAGGUCAGGGUCUCAGCAAGGGGAGUAUGUUUGUCCUGUCUGUAGGAAGACCUUCAGCCAGCCUAGCCAUUACCGCACACACAUGAGAUCCCAUACAGGUGAGCGACCCUUUCAGUGCCGAUAUUGUCCUUACAGCGCCUCACAGAAAGGCAACCUGAAGACCCAUGUCCAGACUGUGCACCGUCUAGCCUUUGACAACGCACAGUACCCUCAUUGGAGACUCCGCCAAGCCUCUGCCAAUGAACCCAUGGACCCCACCAGUCAAGGACCAUCUCAUUGAGCAGUCAUUCCCAAACAGCUAAACUAAAGGUUGAAAACUACUGUUUGGGUCAUCAAAGGUUCCCUUAGAUCCAUCAAGAACUGCUUCUAAUAGUAUGAUGCUGAAUACAUUCAGAUUUGCUCCAAGAAACAUGUGUGUUCAGUUUAGACCUUCAAAGAAUGCCCUAAGGAAUUAAAAGACUUUGGCUACAGAUUUGUUAAUUUGUGUUUUCAGUUUAGUUGGACAUUUCUGUGUAUCCUUUUUAUUUUAAUCCGACAUGAACAAAUGACGCUGAACAGACUAUACUGCAUCAACAAACAUGUAUGCAACAUGUUUACACCUCCCUAAUUAAGGACUUAGGAAAUACUUGAGGGCUAAAGCCUCAGCAACACAAGGUCAGAGCUGAUUUGAUAGUGACCUGCUUUCUCAAACCCAAGGUCUUCUGCUGAUCCCCUAAACUUAAAAUGCUGCCUCCGAAUACCCUGAAUGAAUAUUGAAAAUUCUGUCAUCAUUUACACAUGUUGUUAGAAACCUUUCUGUCUUCUGCAGAACACAAAAGAAAGAAUUUUAAAGGAUGUCCCUGAUUUCAAUACAGUGUCAGUUGAAAGUGACUCACUUUAAAGCCUAAAAGUCUCAUAAAAUUUGAAAAACUCUGUAGUAAAAGCACUGUUUUUGCUUUCACUUUUAACUCAUGAGCGUGCAAAGGUGAACUACAGCAGAAGUCAGGAAUUUCAAGGUAAAAUAACUUUGAUUUCUGCUUGUUUCUCAGCUAAACCUAUCAUAUGCCUUCAGAAAACUUGGAAUAUGAAGGCUGAAAAUACACUCAUGGUGAAGUUCUUCUUUGUUCAGAGCUAGAAAGAAGGUUAAAACAGCUGAGCAAUGGUAUACUGUUUGCCAACAUUCAGACAUCGGCCACGCCGCUGCUGCCGGUGUUUAAAAGAGUAUUUAAAUAAGAGACGCAUGCUGUCCUGUCAACAGACUACAUGUAAAACAUUAACAAAUGUGACCUUAAAAUGUGACUUUAAUGUGUUAUCAAUUACAACAUGCCUCAUUUAAUGAACAGAAUCCACAUGAAAUCAGUAAAAGAAGCUGAUUUAACCACUCAACAAUGAUUUAAAGUUAUAUAUGGGCAGUAGAUAAAGUGUAAUUUGUCAUGUUUACAUUCUGCAUUCAUGGCACUAAUGCUAACAUGCUACUGUGCACAAAAUAUGUAAUGGUUACCAUCUGUCAUUGUAUUUACACCCACUGAUUAGGCAGACCAAUGGCAGUAAGAAGGUGUUUAACGGCUUAUACUAAGUUUUUCUGAAAGUUUGCACUGGCAUGGUGUUUCAACCACCGCAACAAACUUCUAAACUUUUACGUCACAAAGGUUCUUUCUUGGCUUUCGCGAUAUGUAUAUUAGUGCCUUGACACACAAGUCGCAUGGACUGUUGUGAUACUUAUUUUGAAGUGAGUUACUACUGCUGUCAUUUGUAUUAAAAUCAGCAAAUGGGACAUCCUUUAAAAAUUCCUCCUUUUGUGUGCCACAGAAUGAAAGACAUAUGGGUUUGGAACAACAUGAGGUGAGUAAAUGAUGACAGAAUUUUCAUUUUUGGGUGAGCUAUUCCUUUAAUGAAGUAGCCUUAGUGUGCAGUGUGUGUAGUUUGUGAGUGUGCGUGUAUGAUUGUGUGAUUGUGUUUUCCACAUUUUACUUCUCAGGACUUGAGUUAAACAAUUCCAAAGCCUGCAUUCAUUCACAACCAGUGCAUAACUGCACAAUGAGACAUGCAGUGAAAUACAGUACUUAGAUUUGAGUUUGAUAAAUAUAUAUAGAGGAAUGUGUUUUGUCACAGGUUGGACAAACACUUGGCACUAUCAGAACAUUUCUCAAGCAUUUUCUAUCUGUAAUUUAAGUAUUUAUGUAAGCGCAGAUGUAAUGUUACAUGUGGGUUUCCACUUGCAUUGAGUGUCAUGUUCUGUUACAUAAGUGACAGUGUUUCAGUUUGAAGUAAAGACACAUGCUAUAUUUUGCGUUAGAGUCAUCUGUUUGGUCCGACAACUUCAGCAAUAUUAUGUGUCUCUGCAUUUAAUUUUUGAUGUGGCUUAAGUUUUCAUGUUUUUUUUUCUUGUUUUUUCGGUUUAACAUGUUUGCCUCAAUUAGUAGAUUCUGAAUUAUUGUAUCCCAAAAGAGAAAGAAAAAUAAGUUAAUUUAAUGGCGCUUAAGGUCUUAAAGCCAUGUUACAAUGCUCACGUUUUUGAUGAAGGAUCUGUUUGAAUCUUAACGUGCAGAACUGCAUGUUGUCUGUAUAAUCAUUUAAAUUAUUACGUCAUAGAGAGACUAGUAAUUAGUGUAAAACUAGAUUCAAGGAUAGUGUGUUUUAUAAUGUUACUUAUAAAGCUUUAGAAUGCCAUAUUUUUAGAGCUUGAUUACGUAAAUCAAAUAAUUUCUUAGCCAUAUAUUUCUAUGGAUGUUGUAUAUGGACAUUAAGAUUAUUUACAGAUAUAGUUAUGCACAUCUGUGUACAUUUAAAUACAUUCAUAUAUGUACAAGUCAAAAAUUAACAUUAAUCUAGAGCAUUUUUAUUGCCUAAAUCAAUGUGUUGGAAACAAAGCCAAGAAAUCUGAUCCUACAUUAUGAAAUUGGUUCUCAUAUAAAAGAACCUCCAGUGUGAAUCUGUGUUGAUGUAAAGCAGUCAAACUGAACUGAACUGACCUGAUACAUGUUGCAGGUUCAAAGGGGGAACCAGGAACUGAGAAAUAUCAAGAUUCACAGUUCUAUCACCGUUGCCCUUGCGAAAGGCACUUAACCCUUGGUAGCUCUAUAUGAACUAAAUGUUCCUGCAAUGUGUCUUGCAAGUUAUGCUGAAUGGAAUGUGACUGCUUAAUAGCAAUUUACUAACAGUGAAUCUUUGAAACCUUUAAAAAUGUGUCCUAGGACACAAGAAACAUGAAUAGUUUUUUUUCCCAAUAGCUUUUUACUAAAUUAAACCCCCUAAGUAUACUAAAGCAGAAGACAUAAGAAAACUAUGUUAUGAAUUAAUUUGAAAUUGUAUUGUUUUUCUUUUUCUUUAUGUAACACUAUUAAUUUUGUGGUUUGAGUAGAACUAGUAAAUGAAUGUAUGGAAUGUAUUUUGUGUGGUUAAAAGAGUUUUUUCCCUCCACAUAUAUAUUUUGUUUCAGAGCUCAAUGAAGUACACGAAAUUGUCGACAUGUUCAUCAUCUCCAUCUCACGUACAUUGUCCAUUGUUGAAGUUUUGAAGCGCCUGAAAUUAAACUUUACCCCUGA
Messenger RNA from Myxocyprinus asiaticus (Chinese sucker), 6969 nucleotides. Its product is annotated as zinc finger protein 516-like. The transcript has 5 exons. Bases 474 to 3725 code for a protein of 1083 amino acids. The record is from RefSeq and is a predicted model, not a curated record. Gene Ontology annotation, cellular component: nucleus. NCBI's taxonomy places the organism in Eukaryota, Metazoa, Chordata, Actinopteri, Cypriniformes, Catostomidae. Gene Ontology annotation, molecular function: DNA-binding transcription factor activity, RNA polymerase II-specific; RNA polymerase II cis-regulatory region sequence-specific DNA binding. Gene Ontology annotation, biological process: regulation of DNA-templated transcription.